This is a messenger RNA of Clonostachys rhizophaga, 1614 nucleotides long. NCBI's taxonomy places the organism in Eukaryota, Fungi, Ascomycota, Sordariomycetes, Hypocreales, Bionectriaceae. The record is from the annotation of a GenBank genome assembly.
AUGGUGCUCCACAUCCCCGGCGAGAUCCUGAUUCAUACAUUGCGCCAUCUCAUCCCUCCUCUAUAUGUACCUUCUACGAGUGCAAGACGACCUUUUGAAGAAGAAGAAAGUCAAACCUUGAAACUUUAUCGAUCACUACGCCCAAAGGACUUAUCCUCCCUUAGUCGAGUAAGCCGACGAUUGUAUCAUAUCGCUCAGCCUCUACUCUACCAUACCAUCAACCUUAUCUACGAAACGACGAAUGGACCAAAUCAGCAUGAGUGGCCUAGUCUUCUCCUCAGAACAAUAACAAAACACCCACAUCUCGCGAAGCACAUCCGCUUCCUAGCCAUUACAAGUUCUGUAUCGACAGCGGACUGGUCAACGAUCGGCUUCCCUUGGGACGUCCCGUACACUCUGCGACGUACAUUGGAACCAGAACUAAAAGGAAACCACGCGGGUCCUAUUGCACUUCUAUUAUACGCUACUAUGAUUAAGAAACUUAUUCUUCUCUCCAAUGACCCCGAAGAUAUAUGGAACUACAUGAUCAUAACAUCAUGGCGUCCACAGGGAAACCCGCCAUAUAUGUGGGUUGAGCCUAAUAUAGAUCUUACUCCUAAGCUUGGGCCUUUUGCCAAUCAUGGCCAUGCCUAUCUAAAAGAUCUCCAUUUAGAGGCUGAUGGGGAAGAAUGGUCCCUGACUGAUCGUGUCCUUGCGGAUAUUAUCAACAAACCAGGUCUUUCUACUCUUUCAAUCAAUGGUGGAUUUAAGGCUUUAGAUUUCUUCAAUAACGAGCUUCCUGCACAUUUACUACCUGAAGACUGGCCGCCCAGUCUAGAAGUCAUCAGACUUACAAACUGUUACGUCGACACCCGUAGUUUUGAAUACAUUCUUCGACACUGCCCCAAGCUCAUUGUUCUUAGUAUUCAUUUGGCGAAGGCGAAAUGGACGAUUGAGGGACAAUCAUUCAUUCCUGCUGCCUCUGUCUCCUGGGCUCUGAAUCUUGAACAGAUGGGGCAGGCUCUACGAAACUACGGGGGUAAUAUCACCACUCUCCAUCUUGACUUCUCUCAGUAUAAGUUGACACAUACACCAAUUGGGCGAAUUGGGCCUGUAUCUAGCAUGACAAGCCUCCGCCAUCUGCAGUGCUAUAGGAAUGACUUGAUCAUCACUCAAGGCUUGAAUUCGGGCGGUUUCAUUGCAAAUACAUCAUUGGAGCAUUGUGAUCUGCCUCUGGAGAGUGUCCUUCCACCAUCACUCGCAACUCUUGACAUUCGCUAUGAGCAAUACUGUGUUCCAUCGUCGACUCUGCUAUCGCCCCCAAGAGACAUUUUAUCAACAGAGAUAGAGAGUAUCCUAUCCAGUGGGCGUCUCCAGUCUCUGCGACAAAUCCGGGUUCAAAUACAUCACUUUGAUUCUCCAGAUUCGGGUUCCACAGAUUCUGUUUUUCUAUAUUCUGGUUCCUCGGAAUUCGAUUCUGCAGACUCGGAUGCUUCAGAUGAACUGAUCCUGUUUCAAACCAAAAUCCCUGGUUGGUCCUUUGAGUCCAAGAGAACCCUGCGCAAGGUUCAGAAUGGUUUUAUUGAGUAUAUGUCUAUGGAUAGAACAGGGGUUUUAGAAGUAUUUCAUGGUUAA